AUUCAGCCUGAUUUAAAACAUAGUUCCUCUUUUUUCCACCUGCAAGUUACUAGGUUACCUUUAAAUCUGUUGAUUGUUAUUAAUAAUUAUUACAGUGCUCUUUUUAAUCAUAAUUGACUAAUCUCUGAAUUUUAAAGCAGUAAAUAGUCAACUAUAAUUACCGAAAAAUCUAUAGGUUCUUAAUUAAAGCUAAAAGUGAUAAAGAUUACUUUCGCCACUUCUUCAACAUAUGAUUGACUCUUUGUUUAUUAUUCUUCUGUGGCUUUCUCCUUUAUAAAUUAAGCUAAACCAUGUGGUUUUAUUCCUGUUAAGAGGUGUUUAUAAAGUUGUUUCAUUUUUCCAAUUUCGUGCAAAUUAUUUAAAUCACCAUUUCAAUUUCUUAUCAUUGUGAUCGUUGAUUUCUUUUAAUUAAUCAUCUUAACAUUACAAGCAUUGGGCAACUUGAUACAUUUGUUGCUUGCAAUGGAUUCAUACAAUUGGGACGACUAUUGUGGAUCCAAAUUGAAAAAAGUUGUUGAUAAUCUCAUCAAGGAUUCACUUACAAAUUUAAUUUCACUUUCUCAGGAUCAGUGUUUAAUGACCGAAAUAGCAAUUUUUAGAAAAAAUUUGGAAAAAAUCAGUAUUAGGCUGAGAAAUGCGAAAGUUAGUUCACUUCUCAAAAAGGUACGCCGUCUUAUAAAUCAAUAUCUAGAAUUAAAUAUAACCGAAAUCCUGGAAAAAGAGUGCAAGGUUUUUCUCAGCUUAAAGUACGAUGGUAACAAGUGUAUCGAGUUACCGAAAGGAGUUGCUGUGAUAACAGUUAUGAAAGAGUUGAGGCAUUUAGCUGAUAUACUUGACAAAAUCUGUAAAUAUUCAUCCUAUGCUGUUAGUCAUUGUAUGCUUUGGCUGAGGCUUGGACAUAUGAUUCCACAUUUUGUUGUUGCACUUUCCACAAUCUCACGGUUAAAUGUUAUUUGUCGAGCUCUGUUGAUUUACGUCGCCGAUCUACAUGGUGGUCUCAUCGAAUUUUGCAAAAUAUGUAAAAACAAUGAAUUACUUGAUGAAAGUGAUAUAUCAAUCCCUGAUGGUCCGUUAAGAGAUCUGGAAGCAAAGUGUUUAGGUCAACUUGAUGACGAAGAAGACAUUCUCAUGGUUGAAGAUAUCGGAGAAGCUCUUAAUCGGAAUGAUAUUGACAGACUCACGUCUGUAUCAAAGAUACCGCAGGGUAACCCCGAUUCUGAACUGACUAAAAAUCGUAGCAAAAUGAGGGAAAGGCAUUUGCCGAGUCUGACGAAAUACAAGUCAUUUGAAAUCAUGAAACUAAUGAGCAGAAGGACAAAACUAAGAAAGAUCAAGAAUAAAGUAAACUCUUUGUUGAGUAGAUAGGUGAGAAUCUAUCCAGUCAUUAAAUUAUGAAUAGGAAUUGAAGUCAAGAAACCAUAAGUCUGUAAAAACGUAUAAUCGAAUCAUUAUUAUUCUCAAGUUUUGAAUCGAAAAUUGGCUCAUUGGUUGCAAAUUAAACUUAAAAUAGAAUGAUGUCUAUCGGAUAUUAUCAACCAAAAGCAGUUACUCUUCAUUAGUCCGACUUAAAAUUUAUUUACUAUUUUGUGUACAAAAUUAUUCUUUGCAUUUUUGUAUUCUAAAGAUUUGAUACCUUUGUAUUAAGAGAAUUAGAUAAACGUAUCUUUCCUCGAAAAUUACAUACUCAAAUUGAAAAAUGGAUCUAUCAAGUCUGAAAAUAAAAGAAUGCAAACAGCCGUAAU
Molecule: messenger RNA, 1742 nt
Organism: Tetranychus urticae (two-spotted spider mite)
Lineage: Eukaryota; Metazoa; Arthropoda; Arachnida; Trombidiformes; Tetranychidae
Source: RefSeq, a predicted model, not a curated record